Molecule: messenger RNA, 1194 nt
Organism: Fusarium coffeatum
Lineage: Eukaryota; Fungi; Ascomycota; Sordariomycetes; Hypocreales; Nectriaceae
Exons: 1
Coding region: 1-1194 (397 amino acids)
Biological process (GO): protein N-linked glycosylation
Cellular component (GO): mannan polymerase complex
Molecular function (GO): alpha-1,6-mannosyltransferase activity
Source: RefSeq, a predicted model, not a curated record
AUGGGUUCUCCUCUAGGCUCCCCACGGCUGGCAGCUUCAACCGCCAAGUUUCGAAACAGAGUCCCCGCCCAAAUGCAGAGAUGCCUUCCCCUCUACAUCUGCUGCGUGCUCCUCCUCUUCAUCAUCCUCAACUUCGACAUCUUCUACUCCAUACCCAGCCCACUCACGGCCUUCCGAACAGAAAAAGCACCGCUCGUAACUAGAACGCGCUUCAGCACGUUUCCGCAGAAGAUCUGGCAGACGUGGAAGGUCGAUCCGCUCAACUUUGAGGAUCGUGACUUGCUCACAUCCAGGACAUGGGUUAACAAGAACCCGGGUAUGCGAUACGAGGUUUUGACGGAUGAUAAUGAGCUUGCGUUUGUGGAAGAGCAUUUUGGGGCGGGAAGUCCGAUAAAUAGGCCUGAUAUUGUCAAGUUCUACAAGAGUAUCAACUUGCAUAUCAUCAAGGCUGAUUUGUUGAGAUAUAUGAUUAUGUAUGCUCAGGGUGGUGUCUACGCGGAUAUCGAUGUUGAGGCAUUGAAGCCAGUGCAUCGUUUUAUUCCCGAGAGAUAUGAUGAGAGAGACAUUGACUUGAUUGUUGGUGUCGAGAUCGACCAGCCCGAGUUCAGCAAUCAUCCAAUCCUGGGCAAGAAGUCAAAGUCCUUCUGCCAAUGGACCAUCAUCGCCAAACCUCACCAGCCCGUCAUGUUGCAUCUUAUCGAGCACAUCAUGGCUUGGUUAAAGGAAGAGUCGAAGAAGCAAAAAGUUGCUUUGGGAGACAUCGAGCUCACCUUCGACCAAGUCAUCAGCGGCACUGGUCCCUCAGCCUUCACCCACGCAUUGCUAGAGCAAAUGAGGCAGAACCACCGCGGUGGAAAGGUCACAUGGGAUCUCUUCCACAGCAUUGACGAAUCUAAAGUCGUCGGUCGAGUUCUUGUUCUCAAUGUCGAAGCUUUCUGCGCAGGACAAGGUCACUCUGACUCUGGAAACCAUGAUUCCCGCGGUGCUUUGGUGAAGCAUCACUACCACGCCUCCAAUUGGCCAAGCAAGCAUCCUCGCUAUAGCCAUCCAGCAUACGGACAGGUUGAGGAUUGCAAUUGGAAUGUCGAGUGUGUGAGAUUAUGGGAUGAGAAUGUUGCCGAGUACGAGAAGCUGUCUGAGGAAGAAAAGCAGGUCAAGAUAGAGCAGGCGAAGAAGCCGGAUAUUGGAAUCUGA